Molecule: messenger RNA, 198 nt
Organism: Epithele typhae
Lineage: Eukaryota; Fungi; Basidiomycota; Agaricomycetes; Polyporales; Epitheliaceae
Exons: 2
Source: RefSeq, a predicted model, not a curated record
GACGUCUACGUCCACACCGCUCCGACCGCCCUCGGCGCGCUCACCGUCAUCCGCCCCAUAUCCGGCGCGAUGUUCCCCGUGCGUCCCCUCACUCUCUUCAGGACGCUCAACCCGCGCUGGGUGUCGACGCUCCUCAGCUGCGUCGUGGUCCUGAUGAUCCCCAUCCCGUUCGCGCUCAAGAAGUGGGGGCCAGCGCUC